Molecule: messenger RNA, 693 nt
Organism: Jatropha curcas
Lineage: Eukaryota; Viridiplantae; Streptophyta; Magnoliopsida; Malpighiales; Euphorbiaceae
Source: RefSeq, a predicted model, not a curated record
AUGGGUGAAGUUGCUUCAAAGCAAGUAUUUGAUUGGCUAUUCACUGAACCUAAAAUUCUAUAUACUGCAUCAGGUCUUGCGAGGCUCAUAGAUGACAUUAUGUCCCAUGAGCAAAAUAUCCUGCCUAAGGUUAAACACUUCGUCCAUAGGGCCUGCAAAAACCAUCUUCCGGCGGCAGAUUCACUGGUGCAACGAGGAAUGCUAAUUGAUGUAGUUGGCGAGGUCUGUGGCUUGCGUAUCGAGAGAGUUAUCCAUGCGUUGAAGGGUUGUAUUUUAGGCGAGCAAGUGUGGAAAUAUUCGCAUUUGAGACUUACAACUUCUAAGUGUCAGGCCUUGAGUUUCAUGGAAUGGUUUGCAACUAUUAUAAGUAAGUUCCAAAAAGAGCAGAUUGAGCUAUUCUUGAUGACAGCAUGGGCAAUAUGGCAUGCGCAGAAUUUGUUAAAAUUUGAACAUAAGAGACUGUUUAUUGUUGAGGUUUCGCAAAUGGCAAUUCUACUAAGUCCGAACAGCGAUGGAAGCCGCCCCCAUGGCUGGGUUAAGUUGAAUGUAGAUGCAUUGAUUAAAGAGUCAAUGGGCAAUGGCUAUAGUUUUGUUGCUCGGGACGAGAAAGAUGAAGUUAUAGGUUCAGGUACUCGGUUUAUUAAUAUGGUUUUGGUUCCAGAAGAGGCAGAAGCUGAUAUCGGAAGCUUUUGA